CAUUUGACCUCUGCAUUUUACUCCGCAAGUCAAAGAACUUCUUUAUUGUGACGUAAUAGCAAAUGCGCGCAGCAGCCGAUUCCGCGCACGCGCACGUAUGCGCUAUACUAGAUCUCCAUAGAAACACAUACGAAACAUACCGAAAGUUGGCUGCUGUAUAAUUUUUUUCAAUGGAGACAUGAAUAAAACACCAUAAAACCCAUGUUUUAAGACUAAAUAAGGCUCAGCUGGUUGGAAUUUAAGAUCCCACGUUUUCAAGAUGUCCAGCCACCUGCAUUGGAUGUUGGUGGUUUUACCUUUGCUUCUCACUUUUACAGGUUCCAUUGUAAAUGCACAGACAACAGACGAAUCCGUGGUCACUCUGCUGGCAGCAACAACGCAAGAAGCAGUCACAGAUCCCUGUGGGACAAAUCCAUGCACAGAUGCCAGGACACAAUGCGUGGCGGAUGGGGAGUCAUACACAUGUGAAUGCAGACCAGGGUAUAUCAAAGUCGGAAGUAACUGCACAGGCUCCCAGCAAAUCUCUGGCUCCUUUUCUGUCACACAGAUUGGCGGUAGUACUGUAUCGUAUUCCGCUGAUCUUGCAGACCCAACCUCUGCAGCCUUUGUUUCUUUAGCUGAAGAUGUAGAAGAUGCGGUUGAUACCGUAUACCUAGCCAGUACUAUGGCAGACAUCUAUCUUGGCUGUGAGGUGACGGGCUUCAGAAGUGGCUCAGUCGUGGCUGACUACAAUGUUCUAUUUGCUACAGAAGAUGCCUCGAAUCAACCUGUGGUUGUUAAUCUGACCGAAGCGACAGAGGCCUUCACGACAGCCCUGGCCGCAGAGGCAGGCUCGCUUGGUGUAACCAUUGAUGAAACAACAGUUACCGUUACAGAUUACGACGAAUGUGCGUCCCCCGAUGACCACGACUGCGACCCCAAUGCUAACUGCACCAAUACUGUAGGAUCGUUUACCUGCGCGUGCGAAACGGGUUAUCAAGACGACUCAACGGAUCCCAACAGACCCGGUCGAGUUUGUUCCGAAAUACCGCCAAACGCCGCCUGUGAUUCAAACCCCUGUACCUUGCCCAAAGAAAUGUGUAAUCCUGUUGGAUAUACCGAAUAUGAAUGUGCAUGCAUCGAGGGCUACGACUACACCCAAUAUGGCGACUGUGAACCAAUGGCUCGGUCAACCACUUUCAAAUGCUACCAUUGCCAGGAUUCCAUCGACAACGUUAAAUGCAACGGUCGUAUGGAAUCCGAGAAUGGCACUGCCCAAAUGUGUCCAAACCCAACAGACACGUGUUAUCAGACUAUUCAGAUGAACCCGGAAGGAGAUGGAUUCAUGAUCAGAAAAGGUUGCAUGGACCUGGAGGAGUGCUAUGACCUGCUUUACAGUUACGAAGCCGAUCCUGAGAAGGCAUCCUGCUUUGAGUACAUCUUUCCAUACGGGAGGGACACCCCACCGGGCCCCGGGGUACAGUGCCACUACUGCUGCAGCGAGUACUUCCCCCUCGAUCUUUGCAACUACGACAGUAUCCAUUUUAUUUACGGGACGCCCCGAAUCAACAGCUGGGAUCCAAGAAUGAAUUGGGAUUUGACCAUGAACUAUGUAACAGAAGAGCCUGAGAGUGGGUCACAGCGCCAUCUACCGUUCUGUGGCGUCCUAAGCCUCGUCGUCACCACUUUACUUACAUAUUUGCUCCAUUAACAGUAUUGCCUCCCCAGUACUUUUAAUUCAGUUUUUGAAGUAGGGGAAGUUAGAUUAUUCGGGGAAACAACGUAAAUUACAAACACAAGUAAAAGUUAAUUGAAAGAGGAAGAUUGAAUGGCUAAUUUGAGAGAAAAGUGAUUUUCAUGAAUACUUUUAAAUCACAUACAAAUUAUGGAGUGCAUGUGCUUUAAAAACGUUUCAUUUUGUCAUGUGAAGCAAGUCUUGUUUGAUGCUAAAUUAAAAGCUGAUUUAAAUUGAUUAGCAUUCUGAAUAUGCAAUUAAAUCAAAUAACAAAUAGGAUGAAGGUAUUACAUGAAUUUGUAACUUUGAAUUUGAAUUUAUCAAAUUUGAUCCUAUUUAUUCGUAUCAAAUUAAAAGAGAAUUAACUUUAAAAAAAGAAUGGUGUUUUAUAAACUGUUCCCUAACUUUUCAGUUGCAUUUAAAAAAUAUAGUCAACUGUAACAACUCAGGAUUAUAAAGUGGCUAUGCAUAUUUUACAUUUAAUAUAUUUUGUUCUUUUGGAAAAAGUCUAUGCGCGUUUGUAUUCGAAAUAAAACUGCCAAAAAUAAUGUUCAUUGAAAAAUGGUUCCAACUUUUAAAUAUAUGAUUUUAUAUGUAUGUUAAUUUUAGUUUUCUUACAAACUGUGCUGUCAUGUGCAUUGUUUUGUGACAAGUUGUACAGCGGGUCAAUUUCACAAAGACUUACAGUUAUGGGAAGUUUUCAUUAUGGUGAAUAACUUGACAAAUUCUAUUUUGGUUGGCUUCUUUCAAGUCAUUCUACUAUGUGAGUUUCCAUAAUGGCAAAAAGUCUCGUAAAAUAGUUGUAAGUUCUUUCUGAAACGCACAUUUCGAAAUGACCAAAAAGGCCGGAAUAUGAAAAAAGACCAAUACAAA
This is a messenger RNA of Lytechinus pictus (painted urchin), 2587 nucleotides long. RefSeq names its product 63 kDa sperm flagellar membrane protein-like. The transcript has 14 exons. The coding region runs from base 260 to 1690 and encodes 476 amino acids. NCBI's taxonomy places the organism in Eukaryota, Metazoa, Echinodermata, Echinoidea, Temnopleuroida, Toxopneustidae. Gene Ontology annotation, molecular function: calcium ion binding. The record is from RefSeq and is a predicted model, not a curated record.